UAAAAUUAUGGCUGAUAUUGGGACAAAAAGAACAUCACCUUUACAACAAACCGCUAACCCUCACCACAAAAAGACAGAUACGAAGAGAGGUAUCAUAAAGAAGCAAGAUCUUAAGAAGAUAAGUGAGCUGAAUAAGAUAAAAGCCAAGGUCAAGAGAGCAUUCGAAGAUCUAGAUGAAGGAAAAACAGGAGAUAUUUCAACCAAGUUAUUCACAAGUAUACUUCAUUGUCUUGGAAUUGAGAUUAAUAGCAGAUUGUUACAUCAGAAUGUGAUUAACGGCAAUGUUAAAUAUUAUCAGAUGAUACAAUUACUCAAACAAGAGUUAGACCAGAAAUCAGGAAAGCUUCAGUGGAAGUUUGUUGAACCAUCAAGUCAAAAGAAUUCUUCAUCCAGAGAAGCUAAAUCGAUAGACACACGUGUGAGCGGCAAUAGUUAUUCCUCUAUCAGGACAUCACAAGUGGACAAAAUUUCAGAAAGAAGUUUUAGGUCAAGGAAAAGCAUUAACAGAUUACACAAUGUCUCGAGAAUUCUUCAGAAUAAUGAAGACAAAAUUCCAUUCAAAAAUACUUCUACUAUAAAAUAUGAUGGCAAUAAAACACUAACCCUACCAGAAAUAAAUAAGCACAUUCCUGACACUCAAAGUCAUAUUUCAGGCAUUACUUCAAGAUAUGGUGGGAGUCCAGGAAACAUGCGCAAGCUAAAAAGUAUUACUAGUGACCGAUACAAAGGAGUCAACCGAAGUCAAAAUCAUUCAACAACUUCCUCAAUUGCAGACUUUAAAUCGACUAUUUCUUCACAAGCUUCUCAUUUUCAUGAGUUUCUCCUACAAGCUUCGAAAAUGAGCAGAAGUAUCGACAUAAAGAAGGCACUAUCAGUUUUGAAAUAUUUGAAGAAGCAGAAAGUUCCACUUGUUCCAUAUAAAACAUUCAGGGUUCCCAAGUUCUUAUGUGAUAUUUAUGAAGAAAUUCUAAUAAAGGAAAGAUCAAAGAGUGCUCACAUUACUGAAAAAGAGUUCUGUAAAUUAAUCAGCAAAUUUGUUGAAAUAGAAUUAGAUGACGUACUAGAAAAUAUUCAAGAAGGGUUGAUUCAAGUUCUCAAAGUUCAAGAUAAAGGAAUAUCGAUUGAGAAACUUGAAGAUUUACUUGAAUUAUACAAAUAUUUGCCUGCAGACCCCAAAGACUUAAAUAAAGUUGGUAAAAUCAGUGAUACAAAAUCAUCUAUUAAUAAAAGAAAGACUGGAUUAAGAGAGUGUUUAAUUAUCCUAACAGAUUUGAUCCACUCAAGAUUUGAGAACUCAUCCGCUGCUUUCAAGUGUUUUAACUACUCAGAUCAAGGAACUAUCUCAAAAUCAGAUUUCCAGACCACGCUACAUAAGCUCGGCCUCAAAUUUACAAACAGUCAGACUAUAUCACUCUUCACCACUGUCGACAAAAACAGCGACGGCUACAUAGACUUCCCUGAAUUCCACAGAUUCUUCAUCGAGACUUCCAAACAUAUUUCCAAAUCAUCCUUCUCAGAGGGUCCUCGUAGCUCAAAAAUGAGUCAAAACAACUCAAAAAAAUCUAAAUCCACUAGCAUUGACCAGAAAGGGAGUUUUAGGAAUUCCAAAUCAUCAAUAGACGAAGAUGAUGAGAUUAUAUCAAGAAGUUUAGCUAAUUUUAAGAAGAAAAUGAAAGAGAAGGUAUUCGCUCAAGAUCCAAAGAAUCUGAAUAUGAGUUAUACAUUUGGUAUUAAGACACCUCUGCCAGAUAAUAUUAAGGAGAUCAUGACUUAUUCUCCACUAGGAGAGUAUAUAAAAAUAGCAAAUAAACGUGAACAAGUCUUCCAAAACUCUCGCAAAUAGCCUACAAAUCUUCAAAAAGGCAAAACCUACUCACAGCAGCAUAAUCAGAGACACCGAGCUGAAGCGCCAACGCAAAGCACGCCACAAAAGCCCCCACAGCCCCAAAACAGUCAUCCCCUCACCUCCUCCCAUCACAACCCCCCAAUCCAGAACCAUACACAUCCCCUCACCCCCCAAUCCCAGACUAAAUCUCUCCUAAGACAACCUCAAUAAUCUUC
This is a messenger RNA of Moneuplotes crassus, 2061 nucleotides long. NCBI's taxonomy places the organism in Eukaryota, Ciliophora, Spirotrichea, Euplotida, Euplotidae. The record is from the annotation of a GenBank genome assembly.